AGACUCAUCAUCCGUCAUGUGGGUCCGUCACUGAACCUGUGAGUCCUAAGCUGGAUGCAGGGUUCCUUUCCGAGAUCGAGUUGACGAAUGAAUCGUCCUCUUCAGCGACAAUGUUUUCGUCUUGGGAGAUUCGAUCCAUCAAGGAAGCUCUACCGAUCCUUAACGUUAUCUCUCUAACGAACUUCGAGGCCCUUUGCAAUAUAGUCAUUUCCCGUAUGAAUGGAGAGUCCACGCCUUCUACAGAGAAACAUUUCGGGGAUUCCUUGAAGUUGACGCUGACGGAGCUCUCGGUGGCGCUUCAAGGACUCCAAAGCAUCUUGAGCGCUUGCACCCUCCAGCUCACCAAGCCAUUGAUCCUCUUGCAAAAGCUGCGAGAAUGCGGUUUCUCUGCGGAACACUCGGAGAAACUCGCCUCUAUUUGGGCAUUACACGCACAGCAACUAGUGAACCGAGCUAGGGGUAGUCAAGUUACACAGGGCAUACGUCUCUCCCUUAGUGGCUGGGAGAUUCAUGCAAAUGUGGCCAACCCUCAGCCCGUCGUUUCACUGUCGUUGCGGAUCGGUGAGGAGAACAAAGUUCUGGAUAUGGAUAGAGCCCAACUGGAGAACCUCUUCGAUCAAAUCCAGCAGAUCCAGAAGGAAGUUGACGCCUUACUCACGGCGGACUAGAUAUACAGACGAACAAGCAGAAUAAAGGAACAUGUCU
Messenger RNA from Galendromus occidentalis (western predatory mite), 705 nucleotides. RefSeq lists its product as uncharacterized. NCBI's taxonomy places the organism in Eukaryota, Metazoa, Arthropoda, Arachnida, Mesostigmata, Phytoseiidae. The record is from RefSeq and is a predicted model, not a curated record. The transcript has 4 exons. The coding region runs from base 111 to 668 and encodes 185 amino acids.